AUGGUCUCCCUCAAGUCGAUUCUCGCCGCUGCGGCCUAUGUCGCGACGGUCGGAGCUGUCAACAUCAAGGUAUCUAACUCGGAUGGAAAUGCCACAAGUGGCCAUCAAUAUGGCUUCCUCCACGAAGACAUCAAUAACUCUGGAGAUGGUGGAAUCUAUGCUGAACUCAUCCGCAACCGAGCUUUCCAGUACAGCAACAAGUACCCUGUCUCUCUAGACGGAUGGCACUCGGUCAAUGGCGCCCAACUAUCUCUAAACCGUCUCAAGGAACCACUUUCCGAUGCCCUUCCCGUGUCUUUGAACGUCAAGGCCGGAAGCAAGAAGGAAAAGUCCAUUGGUUUCUUCAAUGACGGCUACUGGGGAAUGGAUGUGAAGAAGCAGACUUAUACAGGCUCUUUCUGGGUCAAGGGUGCCUACAAGGGAAAGUUCACCGCCUCGCUGCAGUCUAACCUCACCAAGGAUGUUUUUGGCUCUGUUGAUAUCAAGUCCAAGUCCGUUGCCAAUGACUGGACUGAGCACAAGUUUGAGCUCAUCCCCAAGAAGGAUGCUCCCAACAGUAACAACACUUUUGCCAUCACCUUCAACUCCAAGGGCGUCUCUGGCGGGUCUCUUGACUUCAACCUGAUCAGUCUAUUCCCUCCUACUUACAAGGGCCGUAAGAACGGACUGAGAAUCGACAUUGCCGAGGCUCUUGAGGGCCUGCAUCCUAGCCUGCUUCGCUUCCCCGGCGGCAACAUGCUGGAGGGAUCAACCAACAAGACCUGGUGGGACUGGAAGGACACUCUUGGCCCUCUUCGUUACCGAAAGGGUUUCGAGGGUGUCUGGGACUACCAGCAGACCCACGGUCUUGGUCUCGUGGAGUACCUUGAAUGGGCUGAGGAUAUGCAACUGGAGAUUGUGGUUGGCGUCUACGCGGGCUUGGCCCUUAAUGGCGAUGUCACCCCCAAGGAAGACUUCCAGGCCAUCAUCGACGACGCCCUCGACGAAAUCGAGUUCAUUCGCGGCCCUGCUGACUCCAAAUGGGGCAAGCGUCGAGCCGAACUUGGUCACCCAGAGCCAUUUAAGCUUCAUUACGUCGAGAUUGGAAACGAAGACUGGUUGGCGGGUUAUCCCGGUGGAUGGACGAGUUACAAGGAGUACCGCUUCCCCAUGUUCCUCAAGGCCAUCACCGACGCCUACGAUGACAUUACCGUCAUUUCUUCUGGCGCGACUAGUGAUGGCGAUGGCUUUGACAUUCCUGCUCCUGGAAUUGGUGACUAUCACCCUUACCGCACGCCUAAUGCCCUGGUCGACGAGUUCGACCGGUUUGACAACGACAUUGGCCACAUCGUCGGAGAAGUCGCUGCCACUCAUCCCAACGGUGGAAUUGGCUGGGACGGUGAUUUAAUGAAGUUUCCUUGGUGGAUAGGAACCGUUGGCGAGGCUGUGUCUCUGAUCGGCUACGAGAGAAAUGCUGAUCGCAUUCCUGGAACCUUCUACGCCCCUGUCCUCCGCAACAUGAACCGCUGGCAGUGGGCUGUCACCAUCGUUCAGUUCGCCGCAGACCCCGCUAUGACAACACGUUCCACUAGUUGGUACGUAUGGGAGCUCUUUGCUGCCCAUCCCAUGACCCAUACUCUGCCUGCGUCCGCCGACUUCGACCCUCUCUUCUAUGUUUCUGGAAAGAACGAGGACGAAGGCACAUUCAUUUGGAAGGGUGCCGCCUACAACACUACUAAGGGAGCCGACGUGCCUGUCUCUCUGUCUUUCGAAGGUGUUGAGGCUGGUGCCGAGGCCGACCUCACCUUGUUGACAAACGCCAAGGACGACCCCUUUGCCUACAACGACCCCCACACUGGUGUCAACAUUGUGAACAGCACAAGUAUCGUACUCGAAGCUGAUAAGGAUGGAAUCUUCAAGUUCAGCCUCCCAGAGCUGAGUGUUGCUGUCUUGGAGACCAAGUCGACAGGAAAGAGCUUGAGAAAGCGGCCAUGUGUCAUUGGAACAUAG
Fusarium vanettenii 77-13-4 is the source of this 1989-nucleotide messenger RNA. RefSeq lists its product as uncharacterized. NCBI's taxonomy places the organism in Eukaryota, Fungi, Ascomycota, Sordariomycetes, Hypocreales, Nectriaceae. Gene Ontology annotation, molecular function: alpha-L-arabinofuranosidase activity. Gene Ontology annotation, biological process: L-arabinose metabolic process. The record is from RefSeq and is a predicted model, not a curated record. The transcript has 6 exons. The coding region runs from base 1 to 1989 and encodes 662 amino acids.